Messenger RNA from Drosophila erecta, 2571 nucleotides. Its product is annotated as neprilysin-1. Gene Ontology annotation, molecular function: metalloendopeptidase activity. Gene Ontology annotation, biological process: protein processing. Gene Ontology annotation, cellular component: plasma membrane. The transcript has 2 exons. The record is from RefSeq and is a predicted model, not a curated record. Bases 230 to 2383 code for a protein of 717 amino acids. Lineage: Eukaryota; Metazoa; Arthropoda; Insecta; Diptera; Drosophilidae.
GCCUUCGUUAUAAUCUCUGUUGUCCAGUGCUUUGGAUCGAAAUGGUUGCGAAAAAGCACACGCUGUUGGAAUCGGAGAGAUACCGCUGCUUGUUUAGUUCUCAAUCGCGUUCCGGAUUAGCCAGUCGAGCUCGUUGGGUUUUUUCAAAUAAUUCGGGUCGAUCGAGCGUUAGCCGCACUACUUGAUUGUGUUAUACAAACUGCGUGUGUGCCCUGCGAACCGGGCCAAUAUGUUCUCAAUCUCAAGAUACUUUCGACUGUCCUUUCUUACGCAGCUGGCUUGCAUCGUGAUCUGCGUGGCUCUGACGGACUACGGCGAGGCCAGGAGUAUUGGGGAUGAGUCGAAUGAAAACGCGAUUACAGAUGAGACGGCCGAUUACCUUCGAACCCAUGGCGCGAUGAUGAAGUCCUACAUGAACUUAAGCGUCGAUCCGUGCGAUGACUUCUAUGAGUAUGCGUGCGGCAACUGGAAGAACGUGAAACCUCCGCGGCAAUCCACCCAUAGGCGGAACAAUCUCAUGGACAUCAACUACAGGCUGACGGAAGUGACGGAGCAGCUGCUGGCCAGGACACAAUUGGCGGAGGCACUGAACGUGUCCUCCGAGCUGCUCGUUGCACAACGCUUCUACAAUGCCUGCUUGGCGGCCGAGUUAUUUCCGCAAGCAGCUGCCGAUCCCGCUUAUCUAUCGCUUAUCAGGUCGUUUGGUGGGUUCCCCGCCGUCGACAGAGACGCUUGGAACGCCUCCAGCUUCAGUUGGUUCAACAUGAGCGCCCAUCUCACCAACUACGGCGCCCGUGGUCUGAUCUCGCAAGAUAUUCUUCCGCAGCAUCCCUUCAAUCCGUACUUCAAACUUCCGGAGCUGGGCUUCGACCACAUCGUCCGCACCGCCCACGUUGCCAAUACGAGCUCGCGGGCCUACAAGCUGAACGAGAAUCGAAUGCGCGGGUAUCUGAAGGCCUACAAUCUCACAGAAGAUGAAAUCUCCGCCGUCAUCGAUGGCGUCUUUGCAUUUUGGAGAGAGGCGCUUAGUAUUGAGGAUAAGUUUAAAGGCGAUACGGAUAAGUGCGAUGAGCUCAGUAAGAUUAAUGAGGUGCCACAAUUUGACCAAUGGAGAAGCUACUAUGAGAUAGCCUGGAAUGGUAUAGACUUCUACAAUGGCACGUCUGUUGAAGAAUUCUGCGACUUUUACUAUGUGGAGCUUGAUAAGGUGUGCGCCAAGCAUACGGAGGCGGUGGCCAACUAUCUCGCCAUGCUGCUCCUCUACCGAAUGGACGACAAGCUGAAGGAGCCCAAGCAUCCCAAGGACCACAAGGAUAACUGUGUGAUGAUCCUCCAGUUUACGCUGGCACAUCUCUUCAACAGGCUCUACAUGGCGGAGCACUUCACCGACGAGAAACACUCCGAGAUCUCGGACAUAGUGAUGGAGAUGCGAAAGACCCAGCGACACAUCCUCGAGAAUGUGAAGUGGCUGGACACGGAAACGCGGGCAGAGGCUCUGACCAAGGAGUCCGUCAUAACGCCAGUGAUUGGCAACUACAAAAACGAAGAGCUAUCUGACAUUCUGAUCCGCCAGAUCAAUAAUUUGACCAUUGUGGAAGGGAACUAUGCCCAGAGUUUGAUCAAUCUGCGAGUAUUGGGCACGUAUCUUCAACACUACAGUGGCCUCCACGCGGAGAGCCUGCCCAAGGACACGAAGCCGUUGAGACUGCUGAUCGGGAUGCAGGUGAACGCCUUCUACUACAACCUGGAUAACACGGUCUACGCGAUGGCGGGUAUCUUGCAUCCGCCUGCGUACCACCGCUCUUGGCCCGACUCCUUGAAGUUUGGCACUAUUGGUUACCUGUUAGGUCACGAGCUGACCCAUGGCUUCGAUACGGGAGGCUCCAAUUUCGACAGCACAGGUGAGAUACGCGACUGGUGGUCCAGAAAGUCGAAGGCGGUGUUCCAGGAACGUGCGCAGUGCUAUGUGGAUCACUUCAAUCAAUACAUGAUACCGGAAAUUAACCAGACGAUUCGCGGCAACGAAACGAUGGACGAGAACAUAGCGGACGCCGGUGGGUUGAGGAGUGCACUCGCUGCCUAUCGUAGCCACAUGAAGCACCUCCAAAGGAGUGGGGAGGACAACGAAACGUAUGCCCCCAAGAACGACCAGAUUCCCGGCCUUGAUCUCUCGCCAGAGCAGCUCUUCUUCGUGGGAUUCGCGCAGCUGUGGUGCGCCGAGUACCAGCCGGAGCACUACUGGGAGGAGCUCACUGACGCACACACCAUCGAUAAGUACCGGGUGCUAGGAGCGGUUUCCAACAACGACGACUUUGCUGAGGUCUACAAGUGUCCCGUGGGCAGUCCCAUGCAUCCAAAGGCUGAGAGUUGUCAGAUCUGGUAACCAGAGGACACAUCAACAAAACGGUGUAAAAUACUCUAGGUGUUGCACUACAUUAAAAAAUAAAUCAUUGAAAAUAAUCCGGUUUGACGGUAUAGUUUUAAAAGUUGUGUUAUCUUGAAGAUGUAUUGCAAUGUUUUGCAGGUUUGCUCCUUACUUAAACUCACUCGAAUACAUCCAUUUACGCUUAA